AUCGCUUUGCGUAUUCGUCUGCCGUUCCCCCGCACUUAGAUACCGAGGGGAGAGGGGAUCGUACUUGAAAGUACAGUACUUCUGUGGCUUGAAUGUCGACUAAAAAUCAAUUGUCUCGCUCCUCGCAUAUGGUCUGAUCUGACCACAUCCCGCCAUGCAUAGCACCGCUCCCCCGCAAAAGGCUCCCGCAGAUCAGCGGGCUGCCAUUCUUUUAAAUGAAGGCCCCGACUUUUCGUUUGAGAUCCAGGCUCAAGACCGCCCAACUCUUGGCCCCCAUGAUGUCCUUGUCGAGAUUGAACUGACUGGCAUCUGUGGUACGGAUCUUGGACUCGCCGGCGGAUACUUGGGUAAACCCAACUCCAUCAUCGGCCACGAAGGCGUCGGCCGGGUCAUCGCUGUUGGCUCGGCUGACUGCAGCGUAGCAAUCGGCCAGCGCGUCGGCGUUGGCUGGCUCCGCGACUCCUGCGGGUCAUGCCGGCCUUGCAUGCUUGGUGGCGAGACGCGAUGCCAGUUGGAGAUGUUCAGUGGACGACAAGUUCCGGGCACAUUGGCGACGCUGACGGUCGUGCCGGAGCGAUACGUCACUCCCUUGCCAGAAGAUCUCUCCGCAGAGCAGCUGGCUCCCAUUAUGUGCGCGGGAGUGACUGCAUAUAAAGCAUUGAAAUGCAGCGAGGCAAUCCCCGGCUCGUGGGUGGCCGUCUCUGGGGCCGCAGGAGGCGUCGGGGCGCUGGCUGUCCAAUACGCCAAGGCGAUGGGCUUCCGGCCGAUUGCGAUUGAUGGAGGCGAGGGCCAAAGACAGAAGUGCAUCGACGCAGGAGCAGAGGUUUAUCUCGACUAUGAAAAGGAGAGUGAUCUCAAAGAAGCCGUCAUGCGAGAGACCGGCGGGAUGCUCUGCUCUUCGGCAAUUGUAUGCGCUGGCUCUGCAUCCGCUUACCAGGCUGCCCUCCCCUGCGUCGACUAUUUCGGGACCCUGGUAGGCGUCGGAAUCCCACCUCCGACCACCAAGGUCGCGUUUCAUCCCUUGGAGUUGAUCGGCUCCGGCGUCAAGAUUAUCGGCUCUAUGGUGGGCAGUCGUGCAGACAUUCAGGGGGCUGUGGAAUUCGUUCGUCGUGGGCUUGUGACCCCGAAGACGGUCAACAUUGGCCUUGAUGAGUUGAACGAGCACAUCAAGAAGAUCAAUGAGAUAGAUGGGAAGCUUGUUGUGCACUUGAGACGCUGAACUGGUGCGGCCGACUCGGGUGUCAUGGAGGCAAAGGCACAUAUUGGUGUUCGAUGAAACGGUCGUUCACGCGUGGCUACUUCGUAUAUACAACAAACAUCUUUAUCUAUAUAUAAC
Molecule: messenger RNA, 1336 nt
Organism: Ilyonectria robusta
Lineage: Eukaryota; Fungi; Ascomycota; Sordariomycetes; Hypocreales; Nectriaceae
Product: chaperonin 10-like protein
Exons: 2
Coding region: 155-1219 (354 amino acids)
Molecular function (GO): oxidoreductase activity
Source: RefSeq, a predicted model, not a curated record